UGUGAGGCAACAGUUAAGCUGUCAAAAAUCAAACUUAAAAAUGCGAUUUUGGUGUAUUUGUACACAUUUUUGACACCCCGAAGGAUCGUCGAUCACAAGGAAUGAAUAUAUCGCACACCAUCUUAAUCAUCCCCAUAUACCACUCAUUUCGUGUUUCAUCAAAGGUCGAGUUUGUUUGAAUAAGGAUGGAGAGGUUUGAGGUUUAUAUCUUUACAGCUCUGUGCAGCGUUAACUUUCUCAUUUCAUGCCUGCUGUUCUCCAAAAUCACACGGGAACAGAGAGACCCGUACAUGGAUGAAAUAUUCCACGUCCCUCAGGCACAGAAAUACUGUGAGGGGAAGUUUACUGAGUGGGACCCAAUGAUCACCACUCUCCCUGGGCUGUAUUUAGCAUCAGUGGGUCUGAUAAGGCCGGUCGUCUGGCUGGCAGAUCUGAAGGGCAGAGUGGUCUGUUCGACUGCCAUGCUGAGGUUCAUCAAUCUGCUCUUUAAUAGCGGGAAUCUGUACAUUCUCUAUCUGAUCAUCUGCAAGCUGCACAUGAAAGAUAAGUCUCGCUCUGCCAGUCGUAGAAUGUUCUCCGCUCUGGUUCUCUCCACGUUCCCUGUGCUCUACUUCUUCACAUUCCUCUAUUACACUGACUCUGGCUCCACGUUCUUCACCCUCUUCAUGUACCUCAUGGCUCUGUACGGAUGCCAUAAAGUUGCUGCGCUUCUGGGCGUCUGUGCUGUGCUUUUUCGUCAGACCAACAUCAUCUGGGUGGCGUUUUGUGCUGGUAUGGUCGUGGCUCAAAAAUUAGACGAGACCUGGAGGAUUGACCAAUCGAAGAAGAGAGAUGAAAAAUUACCUUCUCAGGUCCCUCUAACCGUCACUGGGGUGAUCAGAGUGAUGCGUUUUCUGUUGGAUUUCCUCAAAUCUCCAAAUAAUAUAAAAGCUGUGGUCUCGUCAACAUGGCCAUACAUCGCCGUAGCCAUUGGCUUUGUGUUUUUUCUGGUGUUGAAUGAAGGGAUUGUUAUUGGUGAUCGUAGCAGUCACGAAGCUUGCCUGAACUUUCCUCAGUUUUUCUAUUUCCUGUCAUUUACGCUGAUUUUUUCGCUUUCUACCUCGCUGAGCUACCAAAGAGCGGUCCGAUUUUUACAGUCUUUAAAAAAACAGCCUUUAGUUUAUUCGUUUCUGAUGCUGACCUUUCUGUUUUUGAUUUGGAAAUUCACAUUCGUUCAUAAAUACUUGCUUGCGGACAACCGACACUUUCCAUUUUAUGUUUGGAAAAACAUUUUCCGGAGACACGACGCUGUCCGUUACCUUUUAGUUCCUGGAUACGUGUUCGCCACGUGGAACUUUCUGGAUACCUUGAGGUCCAAGUCUUUGUUUUGGUGUCUGGCCUUUUGCGCUUGUCUAGUGGCAGCUACCGUUCCUCAGAAACUGCUGGAGUUUCGAUAUUUUAUCAUUCCCUAUCUGUUAUAUCGUGUUAAUAUCCCUGUGCCAUCUUUACCAAGACUGUUUCUUGAGUUUAGUCUCUAUACCAUGGUAAACGCAGCUACUGUGUACAUAUUCAUCUACAAAACCUUUCAGUGGCCUAACAAUACGGCUGUGCAGAGAUUCAUGUGGUGACAGGAAUAAUAAAUUCCUUGUGCUUUCAUUUUAUAUCAACAACCACCGUAAACAAAAUGGUUAGUUGACUUUACUUAAUAAAUGAGUAAACCUGUUGCUUUUAAAAUGAUCUGUUGACUUUACUUAAAAUAAGUGAGUAAACACAUUGCCAAGUAAACAAGUAAAGAAUUAGGUGCUUGAUUAUAAAAAUUAUGAUUUAAAUCAAUUCAACAGUUCCAAAUUACAAUAGGUCAACUUGUCGCUUUUAAGGCAGCAGGUUUACUAGUUUUUUAUAAGUAAAGUAAAUAAUCACUUUUUUACAGUGAAGGAGUGAUGGUUUCACAAUUUAUCAGUAAUUUCAAAAAUGUGUUAUAUUUAAAAAUAUAAUGCAACAAUCUUGCAGUACUGCUGAGCCAUAUUCCAGCAUUGAUUUGCUGUUGAUAUUAAGUUACUUUUGUUUGUUUUGUUUAAACCAUUUGUGUCAUUAUGUGUAAUUAUGGGUAUUUCGGAGUUUUAGUUUUAGUUAUGUAUGUAUCCAAAAGUAUAGAUCACUUAAAUCAGUGUUUCUCAACCACGUUCUUGGAGCACCACUAGCACUGCAUAUUUUGGAUGUCUCAUCUGUCUACAUCGGUCACAGGUUUUUUUAGUCUCUGCUAAUGAGCUGAUGAUCUGAAUCAGGUGUGUUUGGUUAAGGAGACACGGAAAAUGUGCAAAGCUGGUGGCCCUCCAGGAACGUGGUUGGAAAACACCGAUUUAAAUGAUUAGUUUCUCUGGAUUUUUUCAAAUUUAUGUGUUUGAGUAAAAUGUUAUUUUAGAUUAAUUCUGUAAAUGUUUUAUGGCAUUUCUUUCAAAUUUAAAAAAAAAAGUUUAUUUAGGCUAGAGCAUUUGCCUUAUUGCGUAAAAUAAUAUAAAUUGAGCUACUGAUUCAGACUAAAGUACAAAACUGGCUUGGUUCCCUUUCAAAAGGUUCAUUUUUGUACAUAAUUAGGAACCAAAUGGCCAAUGUUAUAUUUUAAAGGUACAGAUGUGUACAUAAAAAGUACUGCCUAAGUAACAUGUAUAUGUUUUCCCAUGUCUAUUAUUUUUUUGACACAUCAAUACCAAUGUUUUAAUUUUAAAAGAGUUUAAAAAAGUGUAUAUUUGGUGGAAUAGCCCUGAUAUUCAAUAAAAACAAUUGUUAUUCUGACCAACUGUCAUUUUUGGUGAGAAAAAAAAAUAACAUGCUCUGAAUGACUGUGUUUGUAUUGGAAAUUUGGAAGAAAUGUUAUCAGACAUUUAGAAUUAAAAUAAAUAUUCAUAUUUUGCUUAAACUCACACCAAAUAAAUUUUGACUAGUCAUCUAAUUAUUAUUAUUAUUAUUAUUAUUAUUAUUAUUAUUAUUAUUAUUAUAUCAAUUUUUGUAAUAGCUGAAUAUUAAGCUGACAUUUAAUUAGUAUUAUUGAAGCCAUUCCUCUCGCCAGCCCAAUGAGAAUUAAUUUAUUUUCAAAUUUUUUGCCUAAUAUGAAGUACAAGCCUCAGUUAUUCCUCAGUUAUUCCAGUUGUGUAUUAAAUUCUAUUUCAUUAAAUUAGGAUAAUUGUUGUGUAAUUUUAUACAUUUAGUUUUGUUUUGCCUCUUUUUUUUAUGGUCAAUAUCAGGUUUAAUGAUGUUCAAUAUUAAUUUCUCAUUGUAACUGGUUUUUGUCUGUGUUUUUUCAAAUUUGUGUUAGUCUUUCAUUCUUUGCUUGAGUAUUGAAUUUGUUUUGAUACAUAAUUAUGAUUGGAUAUAUUUAUUAUU
Molecule: messenger RNA, 3360 nt
Organism: Danio aesculapii
Lineage: Eukaryota; Metazoa; Chordata; Actinopteri; Cypriniformes; Danionidae
Gene: alg10
Product: ALG10 alpha-1,2-mannosyltransferase
Exons: 3
Coding region: 186-1607 (473 amino acids)
Biological process (GO): protein N-linked glycosylation; dolichol-linked oligosaccharide biosynthetic process
Cellular component (GO): endoplasmic reticulum
Molecular function (GO): dolichyl pyrophosphate Glc2Man9GlcNAc2 alpha-1,2-glucosyltransferase activity
Source: RefSeq, a predicted model, not a curated record